This is a messenger RNA of Striga hermonthica, 1371 nucleotides long. The record is from the annotation of a GenBank genome assembly. Lineage: Eukaryota; Viridiplantae; Streptophyta; Magnoliopsida; Lamiales; Orobanchaceae.
AUGCCGCCACGUAGGGAACCCGAUCAUCUGGCUCCUACUCAGGCUACAGUAGUCGCCCAGUUCCGCAACUAUCAUGCCGAAAAGUUCUCAGGGCAGGGAGAUCCUCGAAUAGUAGACGAGUGGAUUCAGGGCCUGGAGUUUAUCUUCGAGGUCAUGGAGUUCCCUGAGAGAUAUCGUGUUGUUUGCGCUCAGCUUCAGCUCACCGGUGAUGCUAGGCUCUGGUGGAACGCUUACUGGAGCAUGCGUCCCGGCGAGAAGGCGGGAUGUACGUGGGAGAUGUUUAAGGAGUUAAUCCGCGAGAAGUACUACCCCACAUACUACCGAGCAGAGAUGGAGCGUCAGUUUCUAUCGCUCCAGCAGGGUACUCGUACUGUUGACGAGUAUGAGAGGGAAUUUACUAGACUUGCAGCUUUCGUUCCUGAUUUGGUCCGCACGGAGGCCCAGCGAGCACAGCGUUUCAUUGACGGGCUUUACCCAGCAGUCCGUCAUAACAUCGUAGGCCACGGGACACAGACCUACGCGCGUGCAGUUUCCAUUGCACAGGAGGUGGACGCCAGCAUCAGGAGGGAGGUCGUCCGUGAUCAGUUCCAGCCAUCCGCCCCUGCUCAGUCAUCUUCAGUUCCACCUAUGCCAGCUCUACCAUCUGCUCAGCCACCGAAGAAUAAGAAGAGGAAGGGGAAAGGUCCCCCGACAGACAAGAGGACCCGACGGAGGCUACAGCAGAUCCCACAGUGCCCGACAUGCGGACGACUUCACCGAGGCGAGUGUCGCUUUGGUCAGGAUGUACGCUACUACUGUCACGAGCCAGGACACUUCGCGAACCGUUGUCCGAAGAAGGCGCAGCAGCCUCAGCAACCACCGCAGCAGCAGCAGCCCCGUCAGCAGGCUCAGAGGCCGCCUCAGCAGCAACAGCAGAGGGGCAGACAGCAGGCCCGAGUUUACGCAGUGGAUCAGGCAGAGGCCGAACAGCAGCCAGGUACCAUGUCAGGGAUGGUUGUUCUUAAUAAUGUUCCUGUGUUUGCUUUGUUCGAUACUGGAGCGACACAUUCUUUCAUUUCACGACGAUGUCUUGAUGCCAUCGGAGUUCGCGCUACUACCGCUAUCGAUCCUCUCGAGGUAAGAUUAGCCUCGGGACGAAAGAUAGUGACUUCAGCUAAAGCAUUAGAUCUUAGCCUUUCCAUCGGUGUCCGAGUAUUGUCUACCGACGCGUUUGUUCUCGAGAUGAGGGACUUCGAACUUAUUCUCGAAAUGGAUUGGCUAUCCUUUUAUCAUGCGGAUAUCAGAUGUCAUGACCGGGAGAUUACGCUUUAUCUUCCGGGAGACGAGUCGAUUACUUUCUUCGGCUCCAGGAAUCGUUCGUUGCCUCAUGUU